Messenger RNA from Toxotes jaculatrix (banded archerfish), 4133 nucleotides. It is a transcript of the gene pdgfbb, whose product is annotated as platelet-derived growth factor beta polypeptide b. NCBI's taxonomy places the organism in Eukaryota, Metazoa, Chordata, Actinopteri, Toxotidae. The transcript has 8 exons. Gene Ontology annotation, molecular function: growth factor activity; platelet-derived growth factor receptor binding. The record is from RefSeq and is a predicted model, not a curated record. Bases 711 to 2294 code for a protein of 527 amino acids. Gene Ontology annotation, biological process: positive regulation of cell migration; platelet-derived growth factor receptor signaling pathway; positive regulation of cell population proliferation. Gene Ontology annotation, cellular component: membrane.
UCACCGCCGCAGCUGCGUAAUCAGGCAGGUCCAGGGCUGAGGCGCACCGAGCCGCACAGCUUUGCUUAUUGAUAAGACUCCUUGGAAGAAGAGGACAGUAAACUACCGUCCUGACCUGCGACGUUAUUUCAGACGCUCAGCCCGUGAGCUGGACUUUUGGGACGCAUCACGGUUAAAGAGACACUUAAACUGGGAAAAGUGAAGUCAAUUGGAUUUUUAAUUUGUGGCAUUUUACAGGAAUCGGGCCAUCCAUGGAAUAAUUUAAACUUGACUAAGUUUCUCACUCUCCUGGAUAGUUUCGCCUCGUGAAGUUCGGACCUUUGUUGCUUAGAAAUGUUGUCAAGUACUUUGUUAAUCCAGUUUAUUGCUAUCAAUUUGCGCUUUUAGCCCGAAAGCGCACAUUUACGCGCUAAUUGAACUGAAGACAGAAGACAGAAGACCGAACAUCACGCAGAAGAAAAAGUUGGAGGUUUCACAUUUAUUCAGCACGAAGAAGCGUGUGUUUUCUUUUUGACAAACACGACCGCUUUCGUCUUGUUGUCCCUCGGAUAUCUCUGCUGCAAGAGACUGUGUGGACAGACCGUCGACGCGCGCGCAGUUCCUCAGGACGAGCCGCUGUCCCCCACCCGCGCGCAGUGCUGAGGAGAGAGGGACUCUCGCGCUUCCAUAAAUGCCCGGUCCGUCGAAGAGGCUCGAGGCUGGGCAGCAAGAUGAGCUCGUGGGUACAGCUGCUGCUCGUGUUGCUGGCGGCGUGUCUGCGGUUUGGCGUAGCCGAGGGGGACCCUCUGCCUGCAGCUCUGGUGGAGCUGGUUAGAAACAGCCCCAUCUCCUCCAUAGAGGACCUUCAGCUGCUGCUGCUCUCUGACUCCGUAGAUGAGGAGGACGGGACUUCUGCAGCCAAUGGAGGUCACAGACUACCAAGGAGCCUGGACGCCCAGCCGGCCCAGCAGGCUCUUUGUAAAGUACGUACAGAGGUGGUUGAGGUCACCAGGGCGAUGCUGGACCGUAGCAAUGCUAACUUCCUGUUAUGGCCACCCUGCGUUGAGGUGCAGCGAUGCUCUGGCUGCUGCAACACCAAGAGCCUGCAGUGUGUCCCCGUUGUUACGCACACAAGAUACUUGCAGGUCAUGAAGAUAGAAUACAUAAAUAAAAGACCAACUUACGCCAAAGCAGUGGUGUCAGUGGUGGAUCACGUGGAAUGCCGAUGUCAGCCCGCGCCACGUCCUCCAGUGCACAAGAAAAAAUCAUCUCGCAGACAGCACAGCCACCAGCAUCGAAACCAGACGCUCAGCCAAGAACACGGACAGGGACAGGUCAAGAUGCACUCCAAGGAUGAACUCCACCAGUGGGAUGAGCUGAAACAGAACCAGAGGGCCCACCUAGAGGAUCUCCUGGAGCAACACUGGAGCCCCAGGGGAGACACCUUCACUCAGCCUGGAGAAGGGUACAGUCUGGCUGGGGAGGGCACAUCUCGGUCCGGAGAGGCUACUCUCUUUACCCCUCACUGGGCACAUAACUCCAGCAGGCUCCAUGAGACUGAGAAUCCUGAGAAUGUGCAGAGGAAGGAUGGUGGGAUCUCAGGUGGCAACAAGACUGUUUCCUCAGUGGAUGUUGGUGUUGAGCAUAAGAACAAGUUGGUAGAAGGCGGGAAUGGGUUGCUGCUCAACAGUACAGAAGGGGAAAUUAAUGAGGGGAAUGGGGGGCAGGACAAAGAAACACAAACACACAGCCCAUUAUUGCAAGGUGACAAAUCAAAAUUUACAAAGAGUCGCACGAGUGGUAUCCCUCAGCCUGUUACUCAGAGUCCUCAAGCCAAAUUCAUUCCUACUGAGGAAAUCAUCAGUGAGAAAGUUGGGAGCAGGUUCCGACCCACCAAAGAGCCAAAUCCAGAACCUCGAGAGCAGGUGAGACGCAGAGAGAACGAGACUCCGGAGGAAGAGAGGAUUUUACAGAUUGAGGAGGCAAAACUGGAGGAGGAGAAAAAGGAGCUUUUACUCCUCCACAAGAGGUUGGACCAAGAGAAGGAGAUACUGAGACAGCAGCAGAUGAAGCGAGAAGAAGAGGAAAGGCAGAAAGAAAAGGGAUUAGAUGGUCAACAUCACCUGCAUGGUAAACAUCAUCAUCUGCAAACGACAACGCAGAAACCAGAGACAACAACAUCUACGACUACCACACGAAAGCCCUCGGCUCCAGCAGGCCCCAGACCCCCAGCUCGUCCAAAUCAUACAAGGAAAAGGAUGAGGAAGAAUCGCAAACGGAUCAGCAAGGCAGCUAUGAGAGCAAUGCUAAUGUAGAACUAAAAUAAACCCAGGGACACAACGUGAACUUGGUGUAUUUUUGUGGAUAAUCCAGAGGUGAAGCAGAGUGACUCCCUUCAUACAAGUAUUUAUUCAUUCAUUCAGUAACCUGCUCGUCCUGUGAGAUCUCCUCAGUAACACUACUAAUGACUGUCUGGUGAACCUGUAAGUACACCUGAAUGGAGUAAGAGGAAGGUGAGAGGAAAAUGGAAUAUAAAUAAAAGGUGGACCUUCUUUUUUUUUUUUUCUUUUUAAAGAGAACACUUGCCUCUACAACGACAGUUGCUGGUAUGAAGUAACAAGUGGCACCUGGAGACUGACAAAAUGGGUGGAAGCACAGUACAUUUGGAGAACUGAAACUGCAUCGCUGUAGAACUGUGGAUAAUAGUGCAAUUUCAAAACUCUACUUGGAACCAUGUUUUGAUAUCAACAGAGAGAAACUGCACUUAUAUAUUGACAAAACCGAGUUUAUAUGGGGUUUAAAUGACAAAGUUUGUUGCUGAAAGACUUGAUUUUGUGAUAAUGACAGUCAGACUGGACUAAAAGUGGACAUAACUCCUCUGUGUCAUGAAAGAAUCUGUUGUAAUUGGAUAAUCUAAGAGACAAUCAUCAAUAGACAGCUAUGACAACUGAUUGUCAUCGUCGACAACUGAUAGACAAUGAUUGGACUAGAAUGACCAGUAUUUCUAUGUGUGAUACGACACACAUAUUUAGGGCUCAGUGUUGACUAUGUUGGAAGAUAAAGCUGUGCAGAUUUACCGUACCAAGGCCAGAUAUCCUUUAUUGAUUCAUUAAAACAGUGAUGGUCUCUCUUUAACCAUAUUUAAUUAUAUUUAACUCAUUGCAAACACUGGAAUUACACAGAUGUGACAAAAACAUAAAAUGUUGGAUUAGUGAGAUUUCUUUAUUUCACAAUCUCAUCUUAGGUGUGAAGAAAAAAAGAUCAAGGUUCUAUCUGAAUAUGAGGUGAUAGCAUUACACCUGUGGCCUGACUGUGUGCAUUUGUUUCUUAUUUAUUUAUCUCUACCAUUACUGUGGAUUAACCCUCUAUAGAAAUACUGCAAACAAGCUGUAGUUGAGAUCAAAUAUGUAGUCUGUCACGAUGGCUGGGUGGUUCAAUCAGAGACAGCAAACAAGUGUGGAAAAAAAAAGGUCAAAACCUUCUGAGACCUCCCAGAAUCAUGCAGUGUUUUCACUUCUAUGUCAAAAUGAUGUGUGCAUGCGUGUUUGUUUUGUAUGCUUAAGUGUGUGGUGUAGUGUGCGUAUGGGCUUGUGCCCACACCUACACUUCUGUCAUGCAUCUCAGUACUCAUGUAGAAGCAUAUAUCUUUUUCUCUCUGUCUCUUUCUGUCUCUUUGGUAGAGAGACAUCUUUUUUCCACCAAUGACAUUCUGGCAGAAACAACCACAUUCUUUUUAAACCCUGGGAGGAGGGGAAAGAAGCACCUAUCUACUACACAUUUUCUUGAACUGCCCCUGUAUUUGCUUUAACACAUGGUUUUGGACAUUUAAUUUACAGGAAACUGAAAGGGUCAAAAUAAAUCAAUGGCUAGUCACUUAAAAAGACAGCAAAACUUUGCAAAUGUAGAUAGUUUUUGUAUAUUUCCAUUAGAAACAACAUAGAAACACACUGGUGAUGCUAUUUGGUAUCCAAUAAUCUAUAAUCAAAACCAGACAUCUUAAGUUAUUGAAAAACAUGUCUUGUAUGUCCUUCAUGUGAACUUACAACUGUUACUGAUUUGUUUUAUUAUGAGUUACGAUGAAAAAAGGAAUGUUUGUGAUAACUUCACCACCUAAUGCUAUUUUCAUAUGGGUAUAAGAAGCUAAUGUGCUUACA